Messenger RNA from Durusdinium trenchii, 540 nucleotides. NCBI's taxonomy places the organism in Eukaryota, Dinophyceae, Suessiales, Symbiodiniaceae. The record is from the annotation of a GenBank genome assembly.
UGGCUCAAACUGUGCUUUUGUGACAUUUUGCUGUAGAUCCUUCGAAGACAUGGCUCCUGCAAAGGCAAUGAAGGCUAGCAAGGCCAAGAAGGUUGCCACGAAGGCCAUGAAGGGUCAGAAGGCUAUGUCCAAGGGAGGUCUUACUGGUGAGUUGGCCAAUGCCACCGAGUUGAAGAAGGCUGAGAUCACAAAGGUGUUGAACGCGUUGGCAGAGAUUGGUGCAGGGGAAGUGAAGAAGACUGGCAAGUUCACUCUUCCAGGGCUCUGCAUGAUCAAGACUCGUCAGAAGAAGGCCACCAAGGCAGGCAAGAGGAUCAUGUUCGGCAAGGAAAUGGUGGUCAAGGCCCAGCCAGCCAAGACUGUUGUAAAGGCAUUUCCAGUGGCCGCUCUCAAAAGCCAGAUCUGAGGCCAUGGUUGUUUAGGCCAUGGAGCUGUAGCCAAAAACGGCUAGUGGCACCUUGGGGGUUUGGAGCUGAACUAGUUGUUUGAGGCUCAGCCUUUUGUACACUAUCGUUGGACGACAUGACAGGCAAUUGUUGC